Molecule: messenger RNA, 657 nt
Organism: Mustela erminea (ermine)
Lineage: Eukaryota; Metazoa; Chordata; Mammalia; Carnivora; Mustelidae
Product: translation initiation factor IF-2
Exons: 2
Coding region: 1-657 (218 amino acids)
Source: RefSeq, a predicted model, not a curated record
AUGGUCCCGCCCGGCUCGGGCGAGGAGGGGAGGGAGACUCCGCGGAGGGUGGGCGGGCGGCUCCGGGAUCUGCGCGCCCCGGGGAGGCCCGCGGGAGGGGUCCCUGGCGGCGCCGGCUCAACCGCGGGGCGCCAUGGGCCGGGACGCGGAGACAGGGGGCUGGACGCGCUGGGAAUCCCGAAGGGAGGGAAAGAUGGGGGCAGCGAGGGAGCGGCGGCCCCGGAGCCCGGCGGGCACACACCUCGCCCAGCUCCGCUUCUAGCACCUGCCGCCUGCUUGCGCCUGCAGCCACCACCGCCACCGUCGCUGCCGCCGCUCCCCCGGCGCCGGCCCCGCGCGCGGGCCCCGCUCUCCCGGGACGAGGCCGGAUUGCACCAUGCCGGAGCCCGAGCCCCCCGCGCCCUGAGGGGCCUGGGCCGGCGGGGACCGCCGCGGGCGAGGCGGCGGCGGAGGGACCUGGCCGGCGGCCACCCCCGCCCCUCGGGGCCCGCCGUCCGGCCGUCUGCCGGCUGUCGGGCCGGGGGCCUGUCUGCGGUCCGAGCGCGGCCGCGGCCCUUCGCGGCCGUGUCAGCCCAGCCCGCAGCCCCGGCGGCCCGCUGUGCGUCCGCGGCCGGGCGGGUGCGGCCCAGUGACCCGCGCGCGGCCCUGACGCGGUAG